Molecule: messenger RNA, 2578 nt
Organism: Rubroshorea leprosula
Lineage: Eukaryota; Viridiplantae; Streptophyta; Magnoliopsida; Malvales; Dipterocarpaceae
Source: the annotation of a GenBank genome assembly
CCUUACUAUUACCACGACAAAUUUCCCGCAGGAGAUAUUUCUUUCCAUCUAAAACCGUCGCUCUCUUUCUUGGUCCUAGGGAAUCGCGAUACGAGCCAUUCAAUCUCAACGUCGCUUUUGUUUCAGAAUCUGAGGAGGAACUGAAACUUUAGUGUUUCGACUUUUGCAAUUCAUUUGGUUUUGAGAUAAAUUUCAUCGAUUCGCGAAUGACUAACGCUAGAAAACAAGAAUCUGUUGACGAUCAAUCCAACGGUGAAGAUUUCCCCGACACAUCGGACACCUCAUCUGUCGGUGCGCUCUCUUCCAGCGGCAUCGAGUCCUCUAGCGUUGGAUCUGGGAGCGUUUCGGGAGAGAAUGGUACUGUCAGGGCCGGAGCUGGACUUACGGAGCGAUUGGCCGAUAUUCUUGUGGACGAUGGUGACGGAGACUUGUUGCUUCAGCAAAGCGACCGUGAGGAUAGGGUUCUGCAGUGGCUACAAGCUCUGGAUAUGCAAGUGAUGGGAGCUUGUCGAGUAGACGAGAGGCUAAAGCCUUUGUUGAAGGUUAACGUUUCUAGCGGCGUUACCGAGGAUCGGUUGUUGGCUCAUUUGAGUCAGCACUUCGAUCCGUCUGAAGUCGGGAUGCUAGCCAGGUGCUUCUGCAUACCUCUGGUUUCGAUUCGUGUUGGGAAGGUCAGCAAGCAAGGCACUCUCCUUUGCCCAACUACUACAAGGGGAAAUUUAAGUCUUAUGCUCUUGCCAACAUCUGAUUUGCGCCUCUCAUUUAUUGGGGAUGAUGGUCAGACAGAGAGGCUGUUUACCUUAAGUAGCAAAUCCCAGUGUGCUGCUGUUGCAAUUACUGACAUCCCAGCAGACAAUUCUGGACGAUCCUUCCAUGUGAAGGUGCCAGAUGGGAAAAUGUUUUACUACUGGUGCUCAGAGAAGUCAAAGCUUUUAGGAACUGAAUUGCUCUCAAAGAUGAAGGGUUUAAUCAAGAGGAAACCAUCUAUUGCUGAAUUAACUGGAAUCAGUGAGUCACGUCUUGGUUGCUUUGCAACUCUGCUUCGUGCUUAUCUUGUAGGAACAACAGUGAGUAUCACACAGGCAAGUCUGUCAGGAUCACCAUUGUCUUCACCUGAGACUGCAUCUGAUUCUGCAGAUGUGCAAGCUGCACAAUCUUCAUCCAUAUCCAAAUCUUUGAGAUCUCAGCAAUCUAGCAGUCAAGCACUCAAGGCUAAUUCCCUAAGUCCAAGAACAAGUUCUUUCAAAGAGGGUCCAUUUAGAAACUUGUCUUCCUUAAGGAGUGCUGCGAGGGAUAAGUUACUGAAGCAUGGGGAAAGCCAUCUUUCAGUAUCUGAUAACGUUACCAUUUCUUCACCAAGCACUACGGAUUCAUGUAGUAGCAAUCAAGCUGAGAAUAACAAGCUUCCAGAUGUCAAAAGUUGUCCACUCGCACCAGAUAUUUUGGAAUCACUGGGGAAAUUUGCUCUACCACCAAGUCUUGGUCCUACCUCUCAGCUUUCCUCUAUAGGACCACCUCUUUUUUCUCCUUACUAUUGUUGGUGUCCCCCAGGGUCAUCUAGUCUCCAACACUCAACUGCAUUGCCUGAAUUUCCCGCUUCCUCUGUGAACUCAUUUCCACUUCCCCCACUUUCUUCUAUAUUGCCUGUUAACAGUACUUCAAGUUUCUUGAAACCCACACCAUCCAUAAAUCUGGCCCAUGCUUCCUCAUUGGAUUUCCCAGCAUUACUGCCAGAUCCAUUGGUACACCUACCGACAGCAAAUUCAGAGCAGAUCCCGACCUUCACCCCUUUGAUGUGUGACCCGAUUGUUCACAUUCCAGUCAUUGAUGUUUGCUCGUCAGGCCAAGGUUACCUGGUGGUGAGUGCUGGUCCUGCCAUUUCAACCACUAUUCCUCCAUUGCACCCUAAACUGGUUAACCCAUUGCUACCUGAAACCGAUGCUGUGGUGGAAAGUGGUGCAAGAGAAACUCUGCGGUUGCUCAUCAGUAGCUCUAGCCAGACAACCCCUCCAUUACUAGAUGUAUUGCCUGCCGUUCUGACCAAUGCUGAUGACAAGAGAAGUAUCUUUGUGGCUGGAAGCCGAGCUCUGUACAGUGGAACAAGGGAUGUUAAUGGUAUUGUCGAUGGCAUUGCUGCCAUGAGUUUGGUCACGCUUUCUGGGGGCACAAUGGGAACAAAUCUUAUUAAAAAGUGCAACAGCCACGACGAUCUUGGUGUACAGCCAGGUGAAUCUGCUGGUUCUGAUGGAUCUAGUUCAGACAGUGAGGCUACUCAUCCGUCAAACUUGAGUGAAGGAAGCAGCAAUUGUUAAUUUGAUUUUUCUUAUUUUUGUUGUAGAUCGUUUUUGGCCUCCCCCGAAAUUUGUAGAUAUGUUUCUGCAGUUUUGUUUUGUAAUUAGUAAACAUGCAAAGCCUUUGCAUGAGCCCAUGUUCUUAAGCUGUUGAUGAGAAUUGCUAGUCUAGAGUGUUUUUUUUCUUUUUUUUCUUCUAUUUUGUCAUUAGGCUCACUCUAAGCAAGAUUGCUAUCGAUGGUUGCAGGUGAUUGAUAAUUGGCAAAUAAUAAAAUAGACAGUAGAAC